Messenger RNA from Venustampulla echinocandica, 2601 nucleotides. RefSeq lists its product as uncharacterized. Gene Ontology annotation, molecular function: calcium-activated cation channel activity. The coding region runs from base 1 to 2601 and encodes 866 amino acids. Gene Ontology annotation, cellular component: plasma membrane. The transcript has 5 exons. The record is from RefSeq and is a predicted model, not a curated record. NCBI's taxonomy places the organism in Eukaryota, Fungi, Ascomycota, Leotiomycetes, Helotiales, Pleuroascaceae.
AUGUCCAACCAAAUAGACAAGAACGAUCCGGGCACCUCGCUGUCUGGCUUGGUUGCGACGCUCGCCCCGACCGCGCUCAUCGCUGGAAUCUAUGUCGUCGCGUUCCUGAUCCUGCGAAAAUCCCAUCGUCGGUUUUAUGCUCCCAGAACAUACCUGGGUAGUUUACGCGAGGAGGAGCGCUCCGCGCCUCUUCCCAAUGGCCUCUUCAAUUGGAUCGGGCCCUUCUGGAAGAUCCCCGAUACGUAUGCCCUUCAACACCAGUCCAUCGAUGCCUAUCUCUUCCUCCGCUUCCUACGUAUGACCGUGGUUAUCAUGUUCGUCGGCGCCUGCAUUACAUGGCCCGUCUUGUUCCCGGUUAACGCGACCGGUGGAGGGACAGGAGGACAACUUAAUUUGCUGUCCAUGACCAAUAUCGAUAAGGACAAGUCCGGUGGGAAAUAUCGAUACUUUGCCCAUUGUUUCUGCGGAUGGAUUUACUUCGGAUUCGUGCUUCUCCUGGUCACCCGCGAGAGCAUCUUCUAUAUCAACCUCCGCCAGGCCUAUCUUAUGUCGCCCGCAUAUGCCAACCGCAUCUCGGCCAGGACAGUCCUCUUUACCUGUGUCCCAAAGCCGUACCUUAACGAGGCAAGACUUCGAAAGGUCUUUGGCAGCGCUGUACGACGGAUUUGGAUCGUUCGUGACUCCACCAAGGUCGACAAGAUCGUGGAAGAGCGCGAUACCGUGGCCUACAAAUUGGAGGCUGCUGAGGUCAAACUGGUCAGGCUCGCAAAUGGGGAAAGAUUAAAGGCGGCCAAGAAAGCUGGCGCCGCUGCUGAAGAUGCGCCGGUAGAAGCCCCUGUGGAUGGAGAUGCCGAGUCCGGUUCUCUGGCGGCCCGCUGGAUUCCUAUCAAGAAGAGACCAGCCCAUAAACUUGGAAAAUUCGGUUUAUACGGUGAAAAAGUUGACACCAUCGAUUGGUCGCGUACGCAGCUGGAGAAAUUGGUUCCGGAAACUGAAGCCGCCCAAGCCACCUACCGUGCUGGCGAGACCGACACCGUUGGAGGUGUUUUUAUCGAAUUCGCCCAACAGUCCGAUGCACAAGCUGCCUACCAAACUUUGUCCCAUCAUCAGGCCCUUCACAUGUCCCCUCGAUAUAUCGGUGUCAAUCCAAACGAGGUGGUCUGGAAGUCCCUGAAAAUCUCUUGGUGGCAAAGAGUGGUCCGCAGAAUCUUGGUCCUUGGUUUCAUUACCGCAUUGAUUGUCUUCUGGGCAAUCCCCGUUGCUGUCGUCGGUGCUAUCUCCAAUGUCGCAUACCUUGAGACAAUCUCUUGGCUUACUUGGUUGACCAAGAUUCCCGAUGUUAUCAUGGGAGUUGUCACCGGUCUUCUCCCAUCUGUUGCACUUUCAAUCCUCAUGUCCCUUGUUCCAGUCAUCAUGAGACUCUGCGCCCGUCUUUCUGGCGAAGUCUCCCUGGCCCGGGUUGAGCUCUUCACACAAAAUGCGUACUUUGUCUUCCAGGUCGUGCAAGUCUUCCUAGUGGUGACGCUGGCCUCGUCAGCCUCUUCUAUUGUCAAGCAGAUCAUCGACAAGCCUACAGGCAUCACUGCGCUGCUAGCGGAGCGUCUGCCCACAGUAUCCAACUUCUACAUCUCCUACUUCAUCGUUCAAGGAUUAACCAUUGCGUCUGGGGUCCUUUCCCAGGUCGUUGGGUUUGUGAUUUUCGGGCUAUUGUACAAGUUCAUGGCCGGCACGCCAAGAAAGAUGUAUGCUAAGUGGUCCAACCUGAGCGCCAUCUCUUGGGGAAGCACCCUUCCGGUAUUCACCAACAUUGCUGUCAUUGGUAUCACCUAUUCAUGCAUCGCUCCUCUGGUUCUCGGAUUUGCAACCAUUGGCAUGUCCCUAUUCUACAUCGCCUUCCGUUACAAUAUCCUCUUUGUGACCGACUGCCAAAUCGACACCAAGGGCCUCAUCUACCCCCGCGCCCUACAACAGCUCCUCACAGGUGUCUACAUCGCCGAGAUUUGCCUCAUCGGUCUAUUCGGUAUCUCAGGCGCCAUCGGACCCCUUGUAUUGAUGGUUAUCUUCCUCGUCUUCACCGUCCUCUACCACUUCUCCCUCAACUCCGCCCUCGACCCUCUCCUAUACAACCUCCCUAAAUCCCUCGACGCCGAAGAAGAGUGGCUCCGCGAAGGCCUAGAAGCAGGAAUCUCCCAAGACGGAGCCAUCAACGAGAAAGACGGCGGAGCCGUCACCGACGGCGUCGUCUCCCCCUCAGCAGCCGCAGUCAAGAAGCCCAACUUCAUCUCCAAAUUCUUCAAGCCACACAUCUACGCCGACUACGCCACCCUCCGCCGCCUCGCCCCCAACGGCCCCAUCGACCCUGACAACCUGUACGAGGAAACGGUCGCCGAGAACGCCUACCUCCCCCCCUCGGUAGCGAGCGAGGUGCCCUUACUCUGGAUCCCCAGAGAUGAGAUGGGAGUCAGCGCCCAGGAGAUCGCGCAUACCAGCAAAGUCAUCCCCAUCACAGACGAUGGCUGCACGCUCGACGAGAAGAACAAGCUUAUCUGGGAUGAGGAGGGCGCGCGGCCUCCUCUGUGGAGCCCCAAGGUGGAUUACUAA